GUGGAAAAAUGUCUUAGAGAUAACAACAUUAUUGGGAUUUUUUUGUACCUUCAGUACCAGGAAAAGCAAAAACUUGAAUUUCAUUGCAAAUUUCUAAAGAUUCGUGGUAUAAAAGCCAUCAAAAAUUCAGGAAACUUCAGUUCAAUUUCUGUUCUUAAACUUGAAAGGACUAUGUCUCCAAUUCUUAUUGUUUUAUUCAUCGCUACUGCAGUCUCUUCAGCGCAAUUUCCAAAAUGCGGACCACAUGCCAUUUGGUCUAGUACUUUAUGUACAACUCUUUGUGUAAAAACCUGUGCUAAUUACCAAAUUACUCCACCUCCAACUUGUCCCUAUUUGUGUUCAAAAGGCUGUGGGUGCAGAAAUGACGAAGGAUACAUAAGAGAUACUAAAACUGGUCAAUGUGUCAAGCCUCAAGGUUGCAGCAAAUAAUUUUUUGUAAUGAAUAAACAGAAAUUAGCAAAUGCAAUAAUCUUGAAUGAAAUCAAUAUUACCAUGUGUAUUUUUCUUGAAGCUGGUUAACAAC
Belonocnema kinseyi is the source of this 523-nucleotide messenger RNA. Its product is annotated as cysteine-rich venom protein 6-like. The coding region runs from base 172 to 429 and encodes 85 amino acids. Lineage: Eukaryota; Metazoa; Arthropoda; Insecta; Hymenoptera; Cynipidae. The transcript is spliced from 3 exons. The record is from RefSeq and is a predicted model, not a curated record.